AUGACGGCAGAGGAGACAAUCAACAUCAAGGAGGCGGAGGUGAUCAAGCUGAUCCUGGACUUCCUCAACUCCAGGAAGCUGCACAUCAGCAUGCUGGCCUUGGAGAAGGAGAGCGGUGUUAUUAAUGGACUCUACUCUGAUGACAUGCUCUUCCUCAGGCAGCUCAUUCUGGACGGCCAGUGGGAGGAGGUGAUGCAAUUCAUUCAACCUCUGGAAGGGAUGGACAAGUUUGACAAGAAAAGGUUUCGUUACAUCAUCCUAAAGCAGAAGUUUUUGGAAGCUUUGUGUGUAAAUAACGCCAUGUCAGCUGCUGAAGAUCCUCAUAACCUGGAGCUCACCAUGCAGGCCGCAGUCAAGUGUCUCCACAGUCUGGAGGAGUUCUGCCCGACCAAGGACGACUACAGCAAGUUGUGUCUCCUCCUCACCCUGCCUCGCCUCACCCACCACGCAGAGUUCAAAGACUGGAACCCGAGCACGGCACGUGUGCAUUGCUUCGAGGAGGCCUGCGCCAUGGUAGCCGAGUUCAUCCCUGCGGACAGGAAGCUGAGUGAGGCCGGCUUCAGAGCGAGUGGGAACCGCCUCUUCCAGCUGCUUAUCAAAGGGAUCCUUUAUGAGUGCUGUGUUGAGUUCUGUCAGAGUAAAGCAACGGGUGAGGAGAUCACAGAGGGGGAGGUGUUGCUCGGCGUGGAUGUGCUGUGUGGGAACGGCUGUGAUGAGCUGGAUUUGUCGCUGCUCUCCUGGCUGCAGAACCUCUCCCCAGGUGCCUUCACCUGCGCCUUCCAACAGAAGACCCUCAACAUCCACGUGGAUCGGCUGGUGAAGCCCAGCAAGGCAGGCUACGCCGACCUCCUCACACCUUUAAUCAACCGCCUGUCCCCCUGUCCUACCUCGCCCUUUCGUCAGAGACCUCAUUCAGCCGACACCUACAUGUCCAGAUCGCUCAACCCAGCGCUGGACGGCCUGUCGCACGGUCUGGCAGCGCAGGACAAGAGAGGCAUGGAGGCCAACAUGAAGUCUGCUCUCAGUCGGAGCCUCGUGGAGAACAAUGUGCACCUGCAAGACGAUUCACCUGAGAGGAAGCACCCACAAGGGCUGGAUGGACCCAACACCACACGAACCCCUCUGACUCCAGGAAAAGAUGGCGGUCCACCCUGCAGCACAGAAACACACGAGCGUCGCGACUCCACAGAGCACAUCCAGGAGUAUUACAGGCAACGUCUCCGCGUGCAGCAGCAUCUGGAGCAGAAGCAGCAGCAGAGGCAGCUUUACCAGCAGAUGCUGCUGGAGGGAGGAGUGAAGCCGCAGGACGGAGCCCAGCACAACCUCACCGAGACGUUCCUCAGCAGAUCUAUUCAGAAGUUGGAGGAGAUGAACGUGGGCAUCGACCACAAAGGGGAUGAAGUGAUGACACAUCUGGGCCAGCAGUGGAACGGACUGACAGGGAACAACAGCGCCUCGAGCCCCAGGAUGUCCAACACCCGGCACGCUCCAGACAAAGGGCCGCCGAGGGACAAGCCAGGUGGGGUGAGCAGCCAUGGGUUGCUCAGCGAGUCUCCAGUUCCUACAAGUCAGAGACUCAAAGCGUCUGGUCCUACUCUUCAGGAUGACUCAAGUUCCUCUGCAACACGUAGCACACAUGAGCCAGGGAAGUCCAAAACACAGUUUGUUAAAGUGAACCAACUCGAGGACACACAGGCGGUGCGUGCGGUGGCCUUCCAUCCCUCUGGAGCGCUCUAUGCUGUUGGCUCCAACUCUAAAACCCUGCGAGUCUGUGCCUACCCCGAAACACCUGCCACCAGUGGUUCUGGUGCAGCUAAGCAACCGGCCGUGCGCUUCAGACGGAACAAACAUCACAAGGGCUCCAUCUACUGUGUAGCCUGGAGCCACUGUGGACAACUGUUGGCUACUGGCUCCAAUGACAAAUACGUCAAAGUCUUGCCUUUCAAUGCAGACAGCUGCAAUGCCACAGGCCCAGACCUGGAGUUCAGCAUGCAUGAUGGUACCAUUAGGGACCUGGCCUUCAUGGAAGGCCCCGAAAGUGGAGGAUCCAUCUUGAUCAGUGCUGGGGCUGGGGACUGCAACAUCUACACUACUGACUGUCAGAGAGGACAGGGCCUUCACGCCUUGAGUGGACACACAGGUCACAUCCUGACGCUAUACACAUGGGGAGGGUGGAUGAUCGCCUCGGGCUCACAGGAUAAGACAGUGCGGUUCUGGGACCUGCGAGUGCCCAGCUGUGUUCGGGUGGUGGGCACAACGUUGCACGGUUCAGGAAGUGCUGUUGCUUCAGUGGCAGUGGAUCCCAGCGGCCGUCUGCUGGCCACCGGUCAGGAGGACAGCACCUGCAUGCUGUAUGACAUCAGAGGAGGCCGCAUAGUCCAGACAUACCGCCCCCACGGCAGCGACAUUCGCUCUGUGCGCUUCUCACCUGGAGCCCAUCAUCUCCUCACUGGCUCCUAUGACAACAGAAUCAUCAUCAGUGACCUUCAAGGUGACCUGACAAAGCCGCUCCCUCAGACAGUGGCAGGGGAGCACUGGGACAAGGUGAUCCAGUGUCGGUGGCACCCGCACGACCGGACCUUCCUCUCCUCGUCUGCAGAUCGAACUGUCGUCCUGUGGGCUCCGGGCCCCUGA
Molecule: messenger RNA, 2634 nt
Organism: Stegastes partitus (bicolor damselfish)
Lineage: Eukaryota; Metazoa; Chordata; Actinopteri; Pomacentridae
Product: WD repeat-containing protein 47-like
Exons: 15
Coding region: 1-2634 (877 amino acids)
Molecular function (GO): protein binding
Source: RefSeq, a predicted model, not a curated record